Molecule: messenger RNA, 4043 nt
Organism: Peromyscus maniculatus bairdii (prairie deer mouse)
Lineage: Eukaryota; Metazoa; Chordata; Mammalia; Rodentia; Cricetidae
Source: RefSeq, a predicted model, not a curated record
GAUGAUUGAGGAAGGUGGGAACAAGCGGAAGACCAUGGCCGAGAAGAGGCAGCUCUUCAUAGAAAUGCGUGCUCAGAAUUUUGAUGUCAUACGACUAUCAACUUACAGAACAGCUUGCAAGUUACGGUUCGUACAGAAGCGAUGCAACCUUCAUCUCGUUGAUAUCUGGAACAUGAUCGAAGCUUUCCGAGACAAUGGCCUUAACACCCUGGACCAUACCACUGAGAUCAGCGUGUCCCGCCUCGAGACCGUCAUCUCCUCCAUCUACUAUCAGCUGAACAAGCGCCUUCCUUCUACUCACCAGAUCAGCGUGGAGCAGUCCAUCAGCCUCCUCCUCAACUUUAUGAUCGCCGCCUAUGACAGUGAGGGCCGAGGCAAGUUGACCGUAUUUUCAGUUAAAGCUAUGUUAGCAACCAUGUGUGGUGGAAAAAUGCUGGACAAAUUGAGAUACAUUUUCUCCCAGAUGUCAGACUCCAAUGGCUUGAUGAUGUUUGGCAAGCUUGACCAGUUUCUGAAGGAGGCCCUGAAGCUCCCGACAGCCGUCUUUGAAGGCCCGUCCUUCGGUUACACAGAGCACGCAGUCCGCACCUGUUUUCCACAGCAGAAGAAGAUAAUGCUGAAUAUGUUUUUAGACACCAUGAUGGCCGACCCUCCCCCCCAGUGCCUUGUCUGGCUACCUCUCAUGCACAGGCUUGCCCAUGUGGAGAACGUCUUCCAUCCCGUGGAGUGCUCCUACUGCCACUGCGAGAGCAUGAUGGGAUUCCGGUACCGAUGCCAGCAGUGCCACAACUACCAGCUCUGCCAGAACUGCUUUUGGCGUGGCCAUGCCAACGGCACCCACAGCAACCAGCACCAGAUGAAGGAGCAUUCCUCUUGGAAAUCCCCUGCAAAGAAGCUGAGCCAUGCAAUUAGUAAAUCUUUGGGCUGUGUCCCCUCCAGAGAACCCCCACAUCCUGUUUUUCCUGAGCAACCAGAGAAACCACUUGACCUUGCACAUAUAGUCCCUCCUCGCCCCCUGACUAAUAUGAACGACACCGUGGUCAGCCACAUGUCCUCUGGAGUGCCCACUCCCACCAAGAGGUUACAGUGUAGCCAGGACAUGCCCCAUCCCUUGGCCGAUGAGCAUACGCUGAUAGCCUCCUAUGUGGCCCGUCUGCAACACUGCACACGUGUCCUGGACAGUCCGAGCCGACUGGAUGAGGAGCACCGGCUAAUAGCACGUUAUGCUGCCCGACUGGCCGCAGAGGCUGGAAACAUGACCCGACCUCCCACGGACGCCAGCUUCAACUUCGAUGCCAACAAACAACAGAGACAGCUCAUUUUAGAACUGGAAAACAAGAACAGAGAGAUCCUGCAGGAGAUCCAGCGCCUGCGGCUGGAGCACGAGCAGGCUUCCCAGCCCACUCCCGAGAAGGCCCAGCAGAACCCCACGCUGCUGGCGGAGCUGCGCCUGCUGAGGCAAAGGAAAGAUGAGCUGGAGCAGAGGAUGUCAGCGCUGCAGGAGAGUAGGCGGGAGCUGAUGGUGCAGCUGGAGGGCCUGAUGAAGCUGCUGAAGGAGGAAGAGCAAAAGCAGGCAGCUCAAGCCACAGGGUCACCUCACACAUCACCCACUCAUGGAGGCGGCCGCCCUAUGCCCAUGCCUGUGCGUUCCAUGUCUGCCGGCUCCACCCCGACCCACGGCCCACAGGACUCACUGAGUGGAGUUGGGGGAGAUGUCCAGGAGGCCUUUGCACAAGGUACGAGGAGAAACCUCCGCAAUGACCUGCUGGUGGCUGCUGACUCCAUCACCAACACCAUGUCAUCCCUGGUGAAGGAGCUCCAUUCAGGCUGGCCAUCGCCUCCUUCUGAAGCUGUCCUGGAUGUGGCAGCCGUCAGCACCACGCCCCCUGUCUCUAUUCCAGCUGCCCUCUGGCUUCCUCCUGACUCUGUUUCGUCCAUGAGCAGGCUCUGAUCUCACCUGAAGACCCCAGCUGCAGCUCCCUCCCUUCUCCAUGCUCGGUCCUGUUUGACUCCUUCCUCUGCUCCACAGCGUGUUCCCUUUACAUGAACCCUGGGAGGGGGGGGACCACAAAGCCACCGUACCUCCAAGUACCCCUCCGCUCCAUCAGUGAUGGAGCCACUCAGAGCUUAGGGAUUAUCCUCCUGCCGCGGCAUUCCUGUGCGGCUGCCAUCCCCAAAGGGCCCUCUCCGUCCUUCAUUACCCAAGGCAGUGUCUGUAAGUACUCUGCAGUAGCUUAGCAGAGCGUUGUGUCCAGGGGGCCGUUCAGACACUCCUGUGGAAGGCAAGCCACAUUUCAGCAUGGGAACGCAUCUCCUUGAGGGCUGUCGUCUCUUCCACACCUCAGCCCUCACGUCCACCUCUUUUCCUUCGGAAGGGGUUACUCCCGUGGCCUGAUUGGCUUCCCCAGCUCAGCUCGCUCGCCCAUUCUGCCACGGGCCAUGUGACGCCCUCGCCCUCUCUCAUCCUGUUGCUCAUGGCCACACUGAAACCCAGCCCUCACUGUAUAUGCACAGAGCUGGACGGGGGUCGGGGAGGGUGACCUCAGGAGACCUCGCAGCUGACUAGAAGGCCCUUUCUCUAACCGAGCUCCCUAACAGACUUCACUUACAGUUUCAGAGGGAGUUUCUCAGGGACUUCUAGGACACGCAGAGAGAGUACAGUUAGAGUUUAAUGCAAAAGCAGGUGACUCACGAGCUCAGGGCUCAUGAGAGUGGGAUUUGAUGGACAGGGACCGAGGCAGGAUGGCAGUGCAUGCCUGCCAUCCCCAAUUCUUGGGAGCCUUAUGAAUUCAAAGCCCACCUAGGCUCUAUGGUGGGGGAGGGAGGCAAGAACAUCAGUUAACAUGGAAAGUUGGUUCUAAUAAAACUGUGUCAUUUAGAAGGUGUAUGUUCGCGGCCCUAUUGUCCAACUUUCUUAUUUUUAGAAAUAUGGUGAGGGAGUUUUCAGGGAAGUUGCUUGUGAUCACACAGCAUGCAGAGGCAAAACUAGUUCUAGAGCAACAUGAAGCCAGGCGACGGGGCAGGUUCUGUGAUGCUCCUUUCCUCAAGCACAGAGGCCUGUAGUUCGACAUAGACAUCCGUCACCCAGCACCCUCGGUAAAUGCAGAGAUGAAUCCUAUCCCUCGGUGGAUGCCCACGUGGCGCAUGUUGACUUCUUCCUUGAAGGUGGCUUUGGUUAGGAUAGGAGUGGACAACAGGUUGACUCUUCAUACACCUCCCGCAGCAUGCACAGGACACACAUCUAUAGUUUGUCUUCCUCAUUUUUCAAAAAAAUUUUUUUCAAGUAAUGGAAUCCUAGGGUUCAAAGGGGUCUUAGAGAUAUUUCAGUGAACUCGCUGUCAAUUUAGAAGCCUCCAGUUUGAAUAUUUCCGGGGAGCUCAUUUAUAGCCAGCUCUAAGAGUUCUUCCUUAUUAGGGAGCUAAAAUCUCCCUUUCUGUCAUGGGUUGUUUCCUGCCGAAAGCUGCCCUAAGUCCAGACUUUCUCUCCAGGCCAGCUUCAGAGUGGAUGGUGGUAGACAGUGUGGUAACUCCCAAGUUUCCUCCUUUUUUAGGAGAGUCUCCCCAAUCUCUUUAACAUGUAUCAACUAUGUCAUGAUUGUCUGCUCUCCUGUUUGGCCACACCUGGCGAGAUGUGGCCUGAUUUCCAAGGUCCAGAUGCAGCGAGAACACCCAGUGUUGAGCACACAGCCCCCUUUCAAAGCCGGUCUUAACCUGGGCUUCCCUCCGCCAUGCACUUCUAUAAUUGUUUUCUUGAACCUGAAUGCAAAAUAUUGAGUAUAACCCUAGUAGAUGGCACCCCCACCUUGAUCUCCAAAGAUGCCAGCAGGUUAACAUCAUGCCCCUGGCUUCAUGGGUGUGCAGGGUUCCAGUCAAACAGUACCAGGGUGUGGAGCUGUUGGGCACGGGCAAGGGACAUUUAUACACCCUGGAGGCUGCUCGCUGCCUCAGGGCUCGGCCUCAGACCUCGGGCCUUCCAAGUUGCCUCCCUCACCUGCCUCCCACCCUGGUGCCAGACCCAAGGGUCACUGGCCUCCUUGGACUUGU